Messenger RNA from Diaporthe batatas, 1030 nucleotides. RefSeq lists its product as uncharacterized. NCBI's taxonomy places the organism in Eukaryota, Fungi, Ascomycota, Sordariomycetes, Diaporthales, Diaporthaceae. The transcript has a single exon. The record is from RefSeq and is a predicted model, not a curated record. The coding region runs from base 146 to 631 and encodes 161 amino acids. Gene Ontology annotation, biological process: mitotic sister chromatid cohesion. Gene Ontology annotation, cellular component: Ctf18 RFC-like complex.
CAAAACUUGUCCGUCACCCAUAUGCCACCCAUAUUGGCCCGCAACCAAUGCAGAUGUCAAUAAUCCUAAUCUCCCUCAUUUCAAGCCCCUAAAACGAUCGUCCGCGCCCACAAAAUCCACGCGCGACGCGGUCGUUGGUUACAUCAUGGCCUCAACCUCAGUCACGCUGCACCCCAGCACACCAGCCCCAGCCGGCGCGGGCAAAGACAACCCGCUCCCACAACUCCUCCAGACACCAUCAGGCCUCGCACUGCUGGAGCUCCAGGGCACCAUCAACCUGCCCGGGGCCGAGGGCGCCGCCGACGGGCCUGGCGAGCAGCAGCAGCAGGCCCCACUGCCGAUCGGCCGCAUCGACUUCCCGGACUACAGGCCCGACUCCAUCACGUUCGACCCGGCCGGCACGGCGUGGAUGAAGCGCGUGUACAUGUACGUCGGCCAGCACCAGCGGCUCACGGGCGAGGUGAAGAAGCUGCCGCGCGCGGUGGGGGUCGUGAGGAGGCGGCAGCAGCAGCAGCAGCCGGGGGCCGGCGGCGGAGGCGGAGGCGGAGUCGGUGAGGAAUUGGAGGUUGUCGAGAUUGUCAAGUACAAGAUUGUCUUCUCGUCGAGGCCGGAGCCUGUUGGGACGGCGUGAGAGGGGUGUCUGAGGGCCGGCCUCUCUCUGCACACCCGGCCAGGGCUGGGGGGGGGGCGGGUCCGUGGCUUUGCGAGAUGCUCGGGUCUCUUGUUGUGAUGGUGGAGACUUGGGUCACAUCCCAUUGGAGACGUUCUGAAGCGUUUAGAGGGAAACACGUGAUUGUCAUGAAGAAGAGAGGGGAGGCUCUGCGUGUGUCUAUUGCCAUGGAAGAUGUCUAUGGCGAUCGUGACGGGCCUAUAUUACAGAAACAACCCCAUGGCUUUUGUGGGCUUUGAGAGGUAAAAAUAUGAGGGCUGGUGACGCUCUAUGCCAUAUAUCCAGAACCCAGAGACUACUAUGUUCACCUCUAUUUGCAUGAUAUUGUUGGCAUGGCCACUGACUGGGCGUGGCGACAUU